AGCCCUUGAGCAAGUUGAACCUUCUGCAGUCCAGCAAGAAGCCCCAGUUCAACCCUCAGACUUGCCAAAAGUCACCGUGAAACAUACCGAUCUGGAGGUUACAGUAACUCCAGAGCCUUCUCCAAGGCAGAAGCAGGCCUCAGAGAAUACUGAGGACGUAACACUCUCAUCCAUCCAACAAGAGGCUCCAGCUCAGACUUCAGAGCUCCCUGAAGACACUGAACCUUCUGCAAGCCAGAUGGAAGCCCCAGUUCAGCCUACAACUCCUCCGAAAGAAGUCAAACCCCCUGUUGAGCAAGAUCCUACAGAUGAAGCUCCAGAGUCCCCUAUAGAGAACACAGCUCCAACUCUACCAAAUCAGGAGGUGACGGUUCAACCUCCAGCUCAGGAUCAAGCUCAACAAACUAUCUUGCCCGGUGUUACAGGUAAGCCUGUGGAUGUGGAAAUCACCAUGACAUCAGAGCCUACCAAGGCGGCUGCAUCUUCUCUAGCCCAGCCACGGGCCCCAGCUGAGCCUUCUGAAUCUCCCGGGGAGGCUGAAACUUCUGGAACCCAUCUGCAGUCCCCAGUUCAGCCUCCAGAGUAUGGUGAGGAGCUUCAACCUUCUUUAACCCAGCAAGUGGUCCCACCUCAGCCUUCAGGCCCUCUUUCAGAGACUGAAACUUCUCCCAGUGAGCAAGAACAGCCAGCUCAACCUUCUGAGUCUUCUGAGGAAUUGGAACCUUCUGGAAGCCAGACAGAAGCUCCAGUUCAGCCUGCAAAGCCAUCUGAGGAAGUCAAGCCUUCACCUGAGCAAGAGGUUCCAGUUCAAGCUCCAGAGGCUUCAGUUCAAGCUCCAGAGGUGACAGUUCAAGCUCCAGAGGUGACAGUUCAAGCUCGCGUUCAGAAUCAAGCACAACAGGAUAACUUGGCCAGUGAAACAAGUAAGCCUGUGGAUGUGGCAAUUACCAUAACUCCAGAGCCAGCCCAGGAGGCUGCAUCUGCUCUAACUCAGCCUUCAGAGUAUGCUGAAGGGGCAGAACCUUCUCUCGGUGAGAAGGAACAAACAGUUCAGCCUUCUGUGUCUCCUGGGGAGGCUCAACUUUCUGGAAUUCACAUGGCUGCUCCAGUACAGGCCUCAGAGCAUACUGAGGAGUUUGAACCUCCUCCACCCCAGCAGGAACAACCAGCUGAGUCCUCAGUGUCCUCUGAACACCAGAAGAGCUUCCUGAGGAACCUUCUCCAAGCCAGCAGGAGAGCUCAGUUCCUCCUGUAA
This is a messenger RNA of Castor canadensis (American beaver), 1255 nucleotides long. The record is from RefSeq and is a predicted model, not a curated record. NCBI's taxonomy places the organism in Eukaryota, Metazoa, Chordata, Mammalia, Rodentia, Castoridae.